Messenger RNA from Anthostomella pinea, 2826 nucleotides. The record is from the annotation of a GenBank genome assembly. Lineage: Eukaryota; Fungi; Ascomycota; Sordariomycetes; Xylariales; Xylariaceae.
AUGGCCGACAAGGAAGCUACGGUCUACAUCCUCGACCUCGGGUCGUCGAUGGCCGACUGUCAUAAUGGUCGACUCGAAUCAGACCUCGACUGGAGUAUGCGAUAUGUAUGGGACAAGAUAUCAACCACUGUCGCGGCCUCACGGAAGACCUGGAAUGUUGGAGUCAUCGGUGUGAGGACCGACGAGACUAAUAAUCCUCUGACGGACGAGGGCGAGGAGGGAUACGAGAACAUCUCCGUACUGCAAGACCUAGGGCCCAUGACCAUGGAGAGUCUGAGGGAACUCCAGCCCCGCAUAGUAACCAGUGACAGCGAGUCGGGCGACUCGAUCUCGGCAAUCGUCAUAGCCGUCGAAAUGAUUGAGAUCCUCACCAAGAAGCUCAAGUACAAACGCAAAAUCAUCUUGGUAACGGACGCCGAGGCUCCCAUUGAUGGAGACGAGUUCGACGAUAUAGCGAAGAGAAUCACGGGCUGCGGUAUUGAGCUCACAGUCCUCGGCGUAGACUUCGACGACGCUGAGUUCGGCUUCAAGGAGGAGGACAAGUCAAGUCUGAAGAAGAAAAACGAGAGACUGCUGAAGGAACUGGUCGACAAAUGCGAUGGCUUGUAUGGGACCAUGGCAGAGGCGAUUGCCGAAUUAGAGACCCCGAGACUCAAGACCGUCAAGCCGUACAAGACCUACGAUGGGCCCCUCACUCUUGGAAAUCCCAAAGAACAUGAAGAUGCUAUGAGCAUCAAUGUUGAGCGGUACUUCAAGACCCACAAGGCAACGGUGCCGCCGGCGAGUCGGGUCGUCGUGAAGAGUGAACCAACCAACGGCGGGCCGUCUGGUGCUGAUUCUGAUGGUGAUGCGAUGCAAGGGGUCGAGUCAACCAGCGGUUUCGCUGCGGUCAAGAAUGCGUUCACAUACAAAGUCAACGAUCCAGAAGCACCCGGUGGCAAGCGUGACGUCGAGCGCGAGGACUUGGCCAAGGGGUACGAGUACGGCAGAACGGCCGUCCACAUCAGCGAGUCCGAGUACAAUAUCACCAAACUGGAGACCACCAAGAGCUUCAGCAUAAUAGGAUUCAUUCAACAAGAGAAGUACGAGCCAUUUCUCAACAUGGGAGAGGCUUGCGUCACCGUGGCGCAAAAAUCCAACGAUGCAGCAGCUUUGAAGCUUUCUUCACUGAUACACUCCCUCCACGAGUUGGAGUCUUAUGCUGUGGCACGCAUUGUGGCGAAAGACGGGAAAGACCCCGCCCUGGUCCUUCUCGCGCCAAAUAUAGAGCCCGACUUUGAGUGUCUCUACGACAUUCCCCUUCCUUUCGCAGAAGAUGUCAGAAACUAUCUGUUCCCACCGCUUGACAAGGUGGUUACGAUCCAGGGUACCACGAUAACUGAAAAGCACCGAAACCUGCCCUCCGAAGAACUCAUCGAGGCCAUGGACGACUUUGUUGAUGCCAUGGAUAUCUCCAAAUGGGAAGAAGAUGAUGAGGGCAAACGCACCCUGGAGUAUGCCGCAGUUGAAGAUGUCUACUGCCCUCCGCUUCAUCGCAUCAACCAGGUUGUACGCCAUCGUGCCAUCUAUCCUGACCAACCAGUACCCCCAGUUCCUGCCAUCCUACUCGAGUACUCACAGCCCCCUGGAGACCUCGUGAAAAAGGUCAUGCCAGAACUUGAAGACCUUAUGGACAAAGCCAAUGUCAAGAAAGUGCCGCCUCAAACCAAGGGGAAGAAGGACAAGGCAGACAGAGUCCAGCCGAUAUCCGGUCUCGAUAUCGAUGCUCUACUCCAGCAACCUGAGCACAAGCGCACAAGUAUCGAUCCGGAGAAUUCCAUCUCUGAGUUCAAGCAGAUGGUCGAGGCUGCCGAGGAUGAAGCUAGCGUUCAGGAAGCUGCAAAGCAGAUGGGCAUCAUCAUUCGGUCCAUGAUUACCAAGAACACUCUCGGUGACAUUGCGUACGACCGCGCCAUUGAGAAUCUCGGCGUGUUCAGGGAUGCCAUGAUCAACUACGAGUUCCCCGACUUGUACAAUACAUUCAUGAAGGAUUUCAAGAAGCGAUUGCUCUCUGGUGAGCUGGGUGGCGACAGGAGAGAGCUCUGGUGGCAAAUCAAAGGGGCCCGGCUGGGUCUGAUUGAUUCCACGGCCUCUGAAGCCUCCAAGGUGCAACCAGAGGAGGCAACUGAGUUCUACAAGAAUGCGUCAGCUGAGGUUGUCACCAUCGAAGCUCCUUCAGGACGGCAGUUCGCAAUUCGCGCACGUCCACUCGCACAUUUCUCCGUCUACUUCCGCCGCGCUCUCAAUAGCCGGUUCCAUGAAGCCGCAACUCGUACCUCUCGUCUUACGGAAUAUUGCGACGACCAGACUAUGAGGAUGUUCAUCAUCUGGGUUUCCCUGCGGAGUGUUCACCAAAGUGAUCAGUUCGAGCUUGUCAUUUUGAGCGAAGAGCUUCGCUAUGACGGGUUUGCGGGCGCAUGGGUUAAGGCCUGGCUCUUCGGCGAUUACAUUCAGGCCGCCCCAUUUCAAAACGACAUGCUCUGCCUCCUAGAAGCCGACAGAAUGUGGAAAGUUGAUGCCGAUAUCAUCCGUGAUUAUUGGGAGGACCUCAGCCCGUCUUGUUCCAACUUGAAGAACUACAUGCUGGAUGUGUUCUGCAAGAAUCUAAUCGAGGAAGAAGACGAGGAUGCUAGGGUGAGCGAAUUGGACUUGCUUCCAGCUGAGGCGUCGAAGGAGGUUUCCAAGAGACUCGCUACCGCUCUUGUCGAUAGAGGAGAGGACGGGGAAGCUGUCUAUGAAUUCACAAGCAUAUACCCUGCCGACUACCUUGAGGACGAGGAGGAGUAA